This is a messenger RNA of Thunnus maccoyii (southern bluefin tuna), 2346 nucleotides long. RefSeq names its product vascular endothelial growth factor D (gene vegfd). Gene Ontology annotation, molecular function: growth factor activity; vascular endothelial growth factor receptor 3 binding; chemoattractant activity. Bases 1132 to 2067 code for a protein of 311 amino acids. The transcript is spliced from 8 exons. Gene Ontology annotation, biological process: vascular endothelial growth factor receptor signaling pathway; positive regulation of mast cell chemotaxis; positive regulation of endothelial cell proliferation. The record is from RefSeq and is a predicted model, not a curated record. Gene Ontology annotation, cellular component: membrane. Lineage: Eukaryota; Metazoa; Chordata; Actinopteri; Scombriformes; Scombridae.
AAAUUAUGAAUAUUGUUCUCAUAUUUCCUCCAUUAUGUAUAUUCACAGCAGAUUACAUUAAGAGUCAAAUGGGCCUGGAUGGGCAAGUGGGUGGGGUGUCGGUGGGACAGGGGUGGUGCCGGCAUCUUAUUUCCCCCUCACGCGUUACAGAGGUCUGGAUCACAUUUAAAACACAUGUUACUGCUCUUUGGCUGUGUGCGGUUUGGCAACUCCAGAGGAAAAGACAUUGAUAGGGGAUUUAACAGGCAGGGGACUUGAUCACUUGACAGACAAACAGGCAGACAUUAGAAAAGAGAAGACGGGAUCACACAAGCAAAUAAAAAGGCAGGAGGACCAGCAGCAGCGGGAGAGACUUAAGGGCACACACCAAGACAGACACACUAGCUUCUCAUAGAAACUUUCCCAGCAGUAUCCCAGAUCUUAGGGGAAGUAUUUGUCUCUUCUCUUGCACCUCAGGGCCUUUUAACACGGACAAAUCGCAGUAGAGCUGGAGAACCGAGGAAUGACAGAGAGGAAGUUUAACAUACAGAUAUUGUAACCAUUGAAAUUAGCAGUUUAUGUGUCUGGGGAAGCCAAAAGUCUGCAGGCUUUUCAGGAAGUGGGAAUAUAUAAAAGAAAAAGGUUUUUCAGGUCAUCUAGUUCAAGGCUCUGAAAUAUCUCACAGGCCUUCAAUCCAUUUGGACAAAAGCGAGUGUGCUGAUAAGAAGUCUUCAAAGGAAUCUUUACUUAAAUUUUUUUUUUCUGAGCUAAUUUUCAGUUUCUAACUCCUAGUAGCCUCGUUACUUAACCGGACACCUCAGGUUCUGCAUCAAAGCGUCAGUAGUAAGAGGUGCAUGUUUUAAAGCCUCUUUAGCCUUCUCCAUUUGGCCUACGGGUGUCUGGGUUGCUGUGACAGGUUACGUCUGGCUCAGACACACACACACACACACUCCUGCGCAGCUGGAAGAUCAAGAGUUAGUGUUGCACAUACCUGCGCUGAGAGGAUUGAGUGUGUGUGGUCUGAAGGACUCAGCUGGUCUGGGAAACUGAGUCAGAGAGGCAGCCAGCUCUAAGUGGUUUCUUCCAGCAGUAAAAGGAAGACAACUUCAUACUGCUGAGUGCUUCUCAGAGACAGCAAGCAGAGUCAAGGGGAUGAUGAUGAAGACAAAACGGACUCUGUGCAGAAUCUCCUGCUUGGUGACUCUGUUGGUGGAGCUGAACUGGAUAAACGUGGGCCACAGCAUGCACAUGGGAGGAAGUAGGGUAAUUAAACAGUGGGAAAGGAAGGUGCGGUCAGCCUCCAGCCUUGAUGAGCUGCUGAGGCUUGCGGACUUUCCUGACUGGAAGUUGUGGAAGUGUCGUAUGAGGCUUCAGCAGCCAGAGACCCAGACAGAGACCCUAUCAUCUCCACCUUCAGCAGGGUCACAUCGCUCUACACGCUAUGCUGCCGAAUCCUACAGCUUGGAGAUACUUAGAGCCAUAGAUGAAGAGUGGCAGCGGACUCAGUGCAUGCCCAGGGAAACGUGUGUUGACGUAGCCAAGGAACUGGGCACUGACCCCUCAAUGUUCUUCAAGCCUCCCUGCGUGUCCGUCCACAGGUGCAGUGGCUGCUGCAAUCAAGAGGGCGUCACCUGCAGAAACACAACUACUGUAUUUGUCAAUAAAACUGUCCUUAGUGUGAUUCCAUUCAAGUUUGUACCAGAGCCUGUGCUUAUAAAAGUAGCCAAUCAUACUGAAUGCAGAUGCAUGGAGCCUGCCAUAAUACGACGUAAUGCUCAACCUCACAGGAGCAGUGGCUGUUCUCCAAUCGGACAGCUGUCAGAGGCAGAGGACUCCAGGAGACUUUGUGCCAGUGGCUUGAUUUGGGAUUGUUCAAGUGACAGAUGCAUACCUUACCCCUCCAGCAGACCAGAGUUUCCACUCGGUUCAUGGAUGCCCGACUGUGAGAUAGAUGUAGAGCGCUGUGACUGUCUUCCGAGACCUGAGCCGAUUCGCCAGCCAAGGCCGAUUCAUCGUUGUCAUCUCAACUCUUCCAUUUGUGCCCACAAGCACCAACAUUUCGAUCAAGCCUCCUGCAGAUGCAAGUAGCCCAAGUAGAAGUCCUCUGGUGGAAUAAAUUACGACAACCUGCUCGCCAAGGCUGUUUGGAGGCAGAGAAAAAAAAGGCUCAUAAUUUAUUUACAAUCCUAUUUAUGCCGAUCACUUUAACUAAUUAAGAUGAUAUUAACUCACAUGACCAUGUUAAUUAAUUUUUUAACAUGCCUUCUUUUAUGUUUCAAUCAAUGUGUAAAGUUUAUGAUUUGUACAUUUGUUCUUUGUGCACUGAACAUGUAGUUUAUAUUAAAAGAUUAUUUUUUAUAAUUUGAA